Nymphaea colorata (pocket water lily) is the source of this 4162-nucleotide messenger RNA. RefSeq lists its product as uncharacterized. The record is from RefSeq and is a predicted model, not a curated record. Lineage: Eukaryota; Viridiplantae; Streptophyta; Magnoliopsida; Nymphaeales; Nymphaeaceae. The transcript has 5 exons. Bases 487 to 3537 code for a protein of 1016 amino acids.
CUCUCUCUCCCUCUCUAAAAUGUUAGCAGACACACUCCUCUCUCUCGCUACACUGAGCAGCUCGAGUUUUCAGGGAAGACAGUCUCGUUCUUUGUUCUGGUUUUGUCUGCAGUUCCCUCUCUUUCCCUUCUUUCUUCCUCUCUCUUUUUAACUCCUUUGUCGUAGAAGCAUCUCUCUCUAAGAGAAGAAGAGAAGAAAGCUUGGUAUCUGAAAGAUCAGUUCACUUUCAGCUCACUAAAUUCAACUGAAGCAAAGCCUUGCGAGGUGCAUCAUCCGUUAAAGAAAAAACUCCUCCAUUGGUGUUCCCGACGCCUAGGGUUCUGUUUGGUGUCAUGUGGAGAGCACACCAACUUCAGGGAACUUGACCAUUCCCACACUUCUCUCUCUCUCUCUCUCUCUCUCUCUCUCUCUCUCUCAAAGGAAAAAGGGUGCUUCUGGAAGUUGGGGGGUUAGUGAGAAUUGGCCUCUACUCUUCAGUGUUGCAAAAUGCAGGAACAGAAACAGAAAGCAGCAUCAGGAAAUCAGAACAAUGGAGUUUGCGUUUGUAACAAGUGCGGCUGGGUGUAUCCAAACCCUCACCCCAGUGCCAAACACCGGCGGAAUCAUAAAAAACACUGUGGGAAGCUCGGGGACACAGAGACAGCCGGAUCCCAAAAGCAAGAUCGGCCGAGUUCGCCAGAUUCUGAAGAAGAUUUACCCGUUGAACGACAUGGUUCUGCUGUUAAGCAACAUGAUGGUGCUCUUGAAGACGAAGUACCUGAUGCAAGUCCGCACGAAUCCUCGAUUGUGGAAAAUGCUGGAGAAGAAGCUGGAGAACCGUCUAGCAGAUUUGAGGAGGAAGUGUUUGCUGAUGCAGCUGCAGAAUUCUCAGAGUCUCUCCCGAGUCCCAGGAGUGGAUUUAUUCAACUUAUUGACAGUGACCAGUCUGAUGUUGAGAGUGGCUCUGCAGCGGGGACUCUUCGUCGUGGACUUGAAUCUGUGGCAGUAGAAAGAGGCAUUGCUGCGAGCAGCGGUGAAGGGCAAACGGAACAGGAACCCGUGGUUUUAUCUGAUUCGGUUGAACUUUCUAGGCUGCAAACUAGUUUACACGAAUCAUUUGAAACUAAGAGACGUGAAGAUUUUGUUGGUUUCAUAGGGCAUCCAAAUGAUGGAGAUGCAGGGAACAGCUCUGGUGUCAGAAGUAAUGGGAUCGCUUGCAUUCCAGAACAACAUUUAUCCAAGAAUGAAGCCUUCGCCCCCAUUGAUAGCGCCGGUUUGGAUAGCGUCCAUAAUAUGAACGUGAAUAUUCAAGACGAUGCUAUGGAGACACAGAACCAUCAAAUAAUGGAAGCAGAAGCAGAACUUUCGCAGGGGAAGACUCUGUCUCCUGAUCAUGCAUUUUAUGUAACAAAGUGUGCCUUGGAAGCAAAAGGCAAGAAUAUACCACUUUUAUCAUUAUCUGAAGCACCCGAGGUGCAACCUGAUCAUUCAUCUGAUAGUCAUCUUGAGGUUUCAAGUGAUCAAACUUGUGAGAAGAUAAAAGGAUGCAAAAAAAGUGAAGUCAGGAUUGAAUCGUAUCAGGAGUAUCAGAGCAAAAUGAAUGUGAACAAGGAUCCUGCAUGUCAUGGUUGUGAGAAGAGCAACAUGUUAUGUCGUCUACAUGCAUCUGCUGAAUUGGAAGCCUCUUUCAAGGAUAAUGUUGUCCAUUCAGAAAGUCCUAGCUCCAAAACCUGCUCAGAUACCAUAGAUGAAUCCAUGUCACAGUCAUGCCCUCCUACCUCAAGAUCUGCAACAGAUGAAUCUCAUGCGACGGAUCCUGUCUCCCAGGUUACCCAAGGUCUAGAUAGAAGUGUGCCUGUGGAAUCAGAAAUUGAGAAAACUGGACAUGAAAGUGGAAAGGGUGAUGGAGCUAAUGGUUCUCACUGUCAUGGAAGCAAAGGCCGAGAUUCAUCAUCUCCUCUAAUGUCCACAGAGGAAUCUCCAGGGAAUUUCACUAGUAUUAGUUCAGAAAUUCCCAAUCCUACAAUAAAGGAAGAAUUAGAAAGAAAAGCAGAAUGUAAUGCAAAUCUUUCUCAUGAAAACUCAGUUUUUAGAGACAAGGAUGUGCCAACACCAUUGGCAACCUUGAACCCUGGAAAGGCUUUAGAGGCUUCUGAUGUUCAUGAAGAUCUUAAUCUUGUGAAACAAAAAGCUUCUUUGAGCCAUACUGGUACUGAAGCACCAGUACAGAUGGAUGGUUAUACUCAAUUUGUAGUUCCUUACUCAAAUGGAACACAUAGUGCAGGCAGUUCUCCUUUCAAAGAAACAGAAGAUCUAAUUCCUGAACAAGAAGGAAAAAACAGAGACUCUAAUGACAAAUAUGGAAGCAUAAUACUUCAUUUACAACCAAGCAGUGAUGUUACCAUCCAAAGUGAAUCAAUCUUCAUUGGGAACAACAUUGAUAUGGAACACAAGGAACAUUCACCACCUGCUGCACUACCAGAAAAUUCAGAUUUCGAGAUCCAAGAGAAGCUUCAUAGGGAAUCAAGGUCAGACCAGAACUGUCCGAAUGAAAUGCCAAUGCAGGCUGAUAUAGAAGUUUCAGGCACAGUAUUAGAUAAUUUUAAUGAUGACAAGUCAUCUUCUGCAUUCAUUUCGAAAUCUUGUGAUCCAAGUGUUGUUGUACAUCUUGCGGAUGAGAAUAGAGCACAUGCUGUAAAACAAUUGGUUGAAGUGAAUUCUUCUGAUGAUUUGAAGGUAGAGCUUAUACAGAGUGAAGAAAAUUUGGUUGCCUUAAGUGAAGAUCUUAAAACAACAACAGUGGGAAAAAGCGACUCAUUAACUACAACCAACCAGACAAACAGUAUGAAAGAUCUUGGAGUUUUUGUGUCAGAACAAGCAAAUUCUGCUGUUGAAGAUGAUAUCUUACAAACAUCAGAACAUGGUAGUAAGGCAGAACGAAAAAACAAAAUAGAAGAAAGUUCUUGCAAUGAUAAUUCAAAGAUGAGUGCUGUUUGUGAGCGUCAUGAAAAUGGAAAUGGCACUGAUAUUUUUGUGCCACAUUCUUUGGUGGCCAUGGUGGAGCACAGCAGAGACCACACCAAGAAUACCAUCCCUUCUAAUUCAACAGCAGAACAAGUUCUCCAAAAUACAACCACCUCUAUCUCUGAUGUCGCAGGGUCUCAUUUUCUUUCCACACUGGUAAAUGACUCAGAAGGGCAGGCAAAUGAUGAGACCAUUGAUAAAGCAAUGAGCUUGGAGAAAACUCGCACCCCUUUAAAAAGCCUUCUUGUUGAAAGCAUGGAGGAAAAUACAGAUCCUGAGUGUCAUAAAAGAACAACUAUGAAUCAUCCUAAAUCACCAAGUACUGCCACUGAAACUAUGUCAGAGGUGAAAACUCCUGAAUUGCCGCCAUACAAAGUUUAUCAAUCACAAACCAAAGGAAAUCCUACACCAACUUAUGCUGCUAAGAUACGGCUCAAUUCUCCUGCAUGGAUCCUGGGCAACAGAAGAGAGAAACAGAAGAGCAGAGGAGUAUAUUCAUGGAUUGCAUGUGUAUGCUGCUCUUCCAUGAAUUGAAGUCAAAUAUUAGCCUUCUUCAUGCCUAGCUUUUCUGCAGAAAUGAAGGUCUACAUAUCAAGCCUCUCUCUCUCUCUCUCUCUCUCUCUCUCUCUCUCUUAUACAUUUUGGUGAUUGUUUUGUUAUGCUGUAGAAGCACGUUACUAAUAAGUUCCAGAGAAGGUGUGCAUUCUGCCUGCCAAUGAUAGUGAUUUGAUUCUGUGGAAAGUUUAGAGACAAUAGUGGAAGUAUGAAUUUUUUUUUUUUUUGCCCUAUUUCUUUGCGGAGCAGAACUCUGAUAGUAAAAUUAUGUGGUUUGCAUUGGGAUAAGUAUGGUGAGGCAUAUUUCAAACACCUCACAAAAUCUGAAACCUGAAGAAACUGAAGUUGGGAAGCGAUAUUUCUCACAAGAUAUGCAGGUCUAUGGGUUGGCAACUAUAUUACAGUUUUGAAGUCUGAGGUCUUGAGAUUGAAAUGUCUCUGAUCGAGUACUACAUAGUUGGGAAGUUGUGUGCUUGCUCUUUGUUCGGUCAUGUGUUUACUUUUGUAGAGCAAGUUUGUUACUUUGUUAGUAUAUUAAUCAAGGUGAUGAUCAUAUUACUGAGGUUUAGAUUUAAGGAAAAUAGAUAUGAUUGCGUUGCUUUAA